Molecule: messenger RNA, 1114 nt
Organism: Mustela lutreola (European mink)
Lineage: Eukaryota; Metazoa; Chordata; Mammalia; Carnivora; Mustelidae
Gene: ANKRD60
Product: ankyrin repeat domain 60
Exons: 4
Coding region: 1-1002 (333 amino acids)
Molecular function (GO): protein binding
Source: RefSeq, a predicted model, not a curated record
AUGUGGAGGGCAGGCGCUGCGGGCGGCGGAGCGCGGGCGGGGGAGCCGCCGGGGGGCGCCCUGGGCUCGGACCCCGUGGCCGGCGGGCGGGGCGGCCGGGGCAGGCGGGGCGGGCGGGGGACGGGCCCGCGGCCCCUCCCUGCGCGGCCCCGGGCCCGCUCCCCCGGCCAGAGCGGCGUCGGGGCUCCGGAGGCCGUGAGCCCGGCGCUCGACUUGGCCCCAGACGCCUCCCCAGACGCCUCCCCAGAAGCCUUCGUCAUGCGGGUGCUGCUGGAGGAGACCGGGGAGAUGUUCCAAGUGACAAACUGCCGCAGCGACAUGACGGUGCGGGAGCUCAAGGAGGAGCUGGACCUCACCGCCGGCAUCCCCUUGGACCUGCAGCGGCUCCAGUACCUGGACCAAGGAAUUUUGAUGGAUGAUACUACGUUGCAGUUCCAUGAUGUUGUUCCUGGUGGAAUUAUUUCAUUAUGUGUCUGGCGCCAUGAUGGAUGGACGGAACUGGUUUUGGCGGCUGUGGAAGGGGAUCCCAGUAAGCUCUCCUGCCUCGGUGUCGACGAAGAUUCUCUUUACCAAACUGCAAAUUCGCAGCAUUUGGAACACAAGCAGUGGAAGGCCUGGAUUGCUCACAGAGCGUUCGUGGCCUUGUAUAUUACCUCUCACAGAGGCCACUCGGACGCCGUGCAGUACCUUCUAGAACAUGGGGCCAGCUGUCUCAGCCAAAGCCCCAUGGGCAGGACAGCCCUGCAUGUGGCCGCAGCCAUGGGCCGUCUGGACUGUAUCAACCACCUGCUGAACCAUGGAGCCUCCAUCAAUGAAAGAGAUGCCAGGGGGGAGACCCCCAUGUCCCUCGCCCGGCGCCUGAACCGCAGGCACAGUGAGCAGCGUAUGUUCCUCUUCUACUGGAUGGCGAAGUCAGGGACAAAAGACGCAAAGAACUUGACCAAGAACAAGGUUCUUCUCAGGGCAAAGUCCAAGUCACGCUCCAAGAAGAGCCAAGUUUGACUCCCUCUGGGAAUGUCUGCACCUCGAGGGUGACCUGGGUAACUCUUCAGAGUUCAAAUCCACAGUGGCCCUUGGGGAGCAGGAAGCCAAGAAAAUGUGGCAAUUAAUCUGA